Molecule: messenger RNA, 384 nt
Organism: Acaulospora colombiana
Lineage: Eukaryota; Fungi; Glomeromycota; Glomeromycetes; Diversisporales; Acaulosporaceae
Source: the annotation of a GenBank genome assembly
AUGUUUUCAUUUGAAGGAGACACUGGUCCAUACCUCCAAUAUGCACACGCUCGUCUAUGUUCGAUCGAGCGUAAUUGUGGGCUUGUGGUCAAGCCGUCAAUAAACUUUGAUCUGCUGAAGGAAAAACCCGCGAUAGAACUCAUAGAUAUGAUUGCGCAGUAUCCUGAUGUAGUCAAGUCCGCUCUGUACACAUUGGAACCGUGCACUGUUGUGACAUAUGCGAUGAAAUUAAGUCAUAUCGUUUCUGUGGCGUUAGAGUCUUUGUGGGUUAUGGGGGUGGAAUCUCAGUUGGCAGAGGCCAGGUUACUAAUGUUUUGGGCCACCCGAAUAACGCUUGGCAAUGCGCUCAAAUUGUUGGGUCUCAGGCCAUUGGAGCGAAUGUGA